AUGACAAAAUUAAGCAAGCUGCUAACUGCUACAGAAAUUCACAAAACAAACUCACCAAUUAAACAUUCAUGGAAGAAGUCUUCUUGUUCCAUAUUUGUUGGAGUGUUAGUCGUUCCAAUAUUAGCUCUGACUGCUGCUACUAUUCCUAAGGUUCAGAAAGACGAGGGGCCUCCUUUUGAGUAUCAAUUGACAAUUCAUGUGCCCUCUGAUGUUAAUAGUUCUGAGUAUUAUACAAACUUAUCUAAUUUUGCUGAAGCGAAAAGGAAACUAAAGAACCAAGGAAAAAAAUUUAUUGUUGAAGAUAUCCUUAUCGCGAUUGAGAAUCGUGGAAAUGAUUUAUCUGCUAUCGAUCUUACAAAGGUCUCACAAGAGCUUAAUUGCCUUGCCGAUGAUGUAGAUCUUGUCAUUUUAGAAGGGAUGGGUCACGAUAUUGAAACAAAUCUCCAUGCUCAAUUUUAA
Molecule: messenger RNA, 459 nt
Organism: Lathyrus sativus (Indian pea)
Lineage: Eukaryota; Viridiplantae; Streptophyta; Magnoliopsida; Fabales; Fabaceae
Source: the annotation of a GenBank genome assembly